Closterium sp. NIES-65 is the source of this 957-nucleotide messenger RNA. The record is from the annotation of a GenBank genome assembly. NCBI's taxonomy places the organism in Eukaryota, Viridiplantae, Streptophyta, Zygnematophyceae, Desmidiales, Closteriaceae.
AUGGAGAAGGGAGGGGAGUUGAGGAGGGAGGGAGGUGAGGGAGAAGCAGAGGGGUUGCAGCGAAGGGAGACGGUGCCAGGUGCAGCUGCUUCGCCUGCUGCAACCGCUGCUGGGGAGGCACCGCCUGUUGCUGCUGUAGCACCUGCCCCACCGACGGAAGCAGCGCCAGCAGCAGCUUCUGCUGCUGCUGCUGCUGCUCCUGCUGCUGCCUCUCCUGCUCCUGCCUCUCCUGCUGCUGCUGCUCCUGCUGCUGCCGCCUCCCCUGCUUCCCCUGCCACUGGAGCAGCAGAGGGGCCCAAGGCACAGAAGAGGGCAGCUGUGAAGACUGUCGUGUGCCGGGGAGUGAAAUACCACGUCACUGCCAGUGCAUGCACGCUGCUGUCAGUGACCAGGGAGUACGUGGCGGUGGCGGAGGCGCUCCCAUCGCUGGCAGGGGAGGUGGUGCAGCGCCUGGCGGACCUGCUGAAGCUCUUCAACUCGCGCACCUGCCAGCUUGUGCUGGGCGCGGGCGCCAUGCAGGUGUCCGGGCUGAAAACCAUCACAGCCAAGCACCUCGCACUCUCCAGCCAAUGCAUCUCCCUCGUCUAUGCUCUCAUCCCCGACCUGCGGCGCAUUCUGUCUGCCUUCAUCCCCGAUGCGCGGCGAGGGCUCGUCAUAACGCACCUUGACCGCGUGGCUCAGGACUACAGGGUGCACAGGGACGAGAUCCACAGCAAGCUGGUGGCAAUCAUGAGGGAGCGCCUGCUCGUGCACCUGCGCUCGCUGCCCGCAGUAGCUGACACCUACUGCCGCCCGGACGACUCCCCUGCCGAGCAGCAGCCCUCCAACUUCGCCCCUGUUGUGCCUGAUGAUGUUCUGCUUCCUUCUUGUCUCAAUCAGCCAAACCGCUCUAAGCCACACCUCCCCCACCAUCUCCCCCCACCAUCACACCCCCACCAUCUUACCCCAACCCUGUGA